GAUUUGUAAAUACGACCGUGAUUAAACACGCAGCCUUUAAAGGCUAAAAAAUUUACAAUUUAUGGUUACAGAUAUUUUCAAAUCGCUGUAUCACUUUCUGUGUCUUAUUUACUCAAUGAUUUUGUCGGGAUCAGCCGAUGAGCACCGAGUUUUGUCGAAUGUCGAAUAUGCUUGAAGAGUAAUGGAGUAAUAUGGCGGCUGUGGCGAAGUUUUCGCCGCCUGUAUGAGAAAUUUGCAUUCGUCGAGAUCGAAUAUUUGACGGCAAACGUUAAUUACUGUGUAACCUCGGUCGGGUCACGGUGGUCUAAAAUCGUAAGCGAUAAUUUUUGCGUGUGGUGGCACGUCGAGACAGCCCAAUGCGGGUCGCGCGAAAUCCCUGUACCGCAAAUCAUGACUUCGAUGUUGUCCAGCUUUAACCCACCUAUCGUUAAGCGAUUGUUGGGUUGGAAAAAAGCAGAAGGGGAAGAUAAAUGGAGUGAAAAAGCCGUUAAAAGCCUGGUUAAAAAGUUAAAAAAGUCCGCUGGCCUCGAGGAACUCGAGAAGGCGAUUACUACACAAAGUUGCAACACAAAGUGCAUUACUAUACCAAGGCCUAGCCCGGGUGGUGUCGGCGACAACGGUGUCCAAGGAGUACGCGGUAAAGGUUUACCGCACGUGAUCUACUGCCGACUUUGGCGCUGGCCAGAUUUGCAGUCGCACCUCGAGUUAAGAGCGAUUGAGCAUUGCGAGUACGCUUUUACGCAGAAACGGGACGAAGUCUGCGUCAAUCCGUACCACUAUCAACGAAUACAAACGCCAGUUUUACCACCAAUACUCGUGCCGCGGCAUAACUUAGCUGGGGACGAGUCCGUCCUGUAUAAUACUUCCCUUGAGGAGCGAAGCGUCAGCGUGCCAGAGAAUACGAAUUUCCACGCGACGUUGAAUCACCAACAUCAUAAUCAACAGAAUAUACCGCAAUCUCCGCAACAGCAACAGCAACAGCAGCAGCAGCAGCAGCAACAGCAACAACAGCCGAACAAUCCCUAUCAAGGAAUGCAAAAUAUGCAGGCGACGAGUCCAGCUAGCGUCGGGAGUCUAGGAAGCGUUCAGGGUUCACCGCAUCCGACGCCUGGAUCCAUGGAUCCUCCUGCCGACACUCCGCCGCCAGGAUAUAUAAGUGAAGAUGGUGAUAACAUGGAUCACAACGACAAUAUGUCUUUGUCGCGUUUGUCACCUAGCCCCGUCGAUGCACAGCCGGUCAUGUAUUGCGAGCCAGCGUUUUGGUGUUCGAUAAGUUACUACGAAUUGAAUACGAGAGUGGGUGAAACCUUUCACGCGUCAGUACCGAGUAUGACGGUAGACGGAUUCACAGAUCCCAGCAGCUCUGAACGUUUUUGUUUGGGUUUAUUAUCGAACGUUAAUCGUAAUUCCGUGGUCGAGCAGACGAGACGACAUAUCGGGAAAGGAGCUAGAUUAUACUAUCUUGGUGGCGAGGUAUUCGCUGAGUGUUUAUCCGACUCGAGUAUCUUCGUGCAGAGUCCCAAUUGUAAUCAACGUUACGGUUGGCAUCCAGCUACUGUUUGUAAAAUACCACCCGGCUGUAAUUUGAAGAUCUUCAAUAAUCAAGAAUUUGCUGCGCUGUUAUCGCAGUCAGUUUCCCAAGGAUUCGAGGCAGUAUAUCAGUUAACGCGAAUGUGUACAAUUAGGAUGAGCUUCGUAAAGGGCUGGGGAGAGGCGUAUCGUCGACAAACCGUGACAUCGACUCCCUGUUGGAUCGAGUUGCAUUUAAACGGGCCGUUACAGUGGCUCGAUCGUGUACUCACGCAAAUGGGAUCGCCGCGUUUACCUUGUUCCUCGAUGUCAUAAGGUUGUAUACAUUUUUCCUUCAUGGAUGCAGGAAAAUGUAGGGACGAUUAGCUAUCCUUGUCGUUGUUGUCAUCGUGUAGAUCGGUUUUUUCUGUACUAUGAAUUCAUCAUUUUAUCCGAAUUCUUUACAACCGGCAUCGGCUACAGUGACAAAAUAGUGCAAGAAGGAGGAUACGCAUGCUGGCGUCGAAAAGUACAUGGCUGAACAGGACCGAUUUCGAAGUCUCGGAGGCGGCAUUCGAUCGAAUGAACGAGAAAAAAACUGGCUUUAGGAAAGUUUAAGUGCUCAAAUUGUGCGAUGUUACGUAAGAAGGAAAGACGAUGUUCGAGCAAAGAAAUGUCAGCGAAAGAUUAAUUUAUCGCGGAUACAAAAAAAUUUCUUCUUGGGUUCGAAACGUCAUAAUUCGUAGAUAUUGUUGGCACAGUUAUCACACUACCACGUGAAUGUAUCGCUUUACAACCUGAUCAGAUUUAUGAAAUCUGAUUUUAAAUUGAAUAACAAACAGUGGAAAAGAGAGCGUACAUGUACAUAUGUACACACCGGAUUUUUUCCUUUACUCUUUAUAGGUGUAUUCUGAAUGAACGGGAACGUGGGAGAAAAGAACAUAAUUCUAAAUCUUAAAGUUGCUUGUCGAGAAAUUCUAGUUCAGAAAUUCGUUAAAUACUUGGAAAUUUAGCUAACUUUUUCAGCAAUUAAUUUCACGUGUACUCGUCAGAUUUUCACAGUCGUGAAACUGCGUCUCACAUGAAAAACUUUUAUUGUACAUGUCCGAUCUAUUUUUGCAUCUAAAAUAAUCUCUUAGAAGAUAGAAUGCUGUAAUCGAUUAAAAGUGGCUAAAUUUUGAAGGAAUUAACAAAAUCAUUAAGUUCGAUUUUUUUUACAACCGUCUUACAAUUAAACGAAAAAAUGUGUUUUUCUCGACAUACUUUUACUACUUCUAGAACUCUGUAGCAAAAUGUGAGGAAAACAGACAUUCUGUGUAUACAUACUGACUUCAAUCGUACAUGCGUUCCUAUCCAAUCAUACGUAAAUGAUAUAUGUAUAUGUACCGGGGGCUCAGCCGCUGCAUAUUUUUAUCGCUUGUUAUAUCAUUCACUUCAGUGGUACGGUAUACGUCAGUUCUUGCAAUACAGUAAUAUUGUACAUUCAUACACGGUUUGUAAUAUGCUGAAAAGAGUUUCUCUUAAGAACAGAUUGACAAGCCGAUUACAAUGUUUCUAACAUCUACUGGUCUAUUCGGAACCUUUGUCUGUACUUCUCUUUAGCUUGAGAGUAGAAAAAAUGUGAAAUGUACACAUCAAUUUUUGUUAAGUGGUCAUAAGGGAAAUGAAGACUCACAGUGUUCAAUAUGUGCUAUUUAUACAUUCUCUCGAAUGGACCAGAACGUUCAAGUAUUUUCUCGAUGGACCGCAUUAGGUGUCGGAUAGACAUGUUUUAACAUGUUUGGAAGUUUUAUGAAUGAUGAAUAAACAUGUAGAAUGGGCAGAGUUCGAACAGCAUUUCUUUUUCGGGAACGGUAAACUGGAAAAAUAUUACGUAUAUAAGGUGUCUUAUCUCGGAUAAUUGAUAUUCUUAUUAAGAAUAAGCGCUAUAUUUCUUAACAUUGAUAGGAGUACUAAGCGCACGAAGUCUAUAGUAAACAGAAAUGUCUAUUUAUUUGAUAUCGUACCGGGAAGAUACCGGGUUCAGAAAAUUAUAUACGUACGUUCACAUAUGUAUAUUUGCUAUCGAGCGUCGGGAAACUUAUGCGAAGCAAACGUUAAAAUGCACAUUUCGGUGUUGAUGUUCAAUGUAGCGAACCACUCGUUAGCUAUGAAUCGUUGCAAAGGUGUUCGGCUCGUCGUGUAAGGGUCAUGAACCAACCGUUUCGUACAAGAGAGGUAUACACGAGUUUGUAUGCGAAGAAUGAUGGAUUCGAUUGCUGUAAGCUUUGAUAAAGAAUUAUAUAGUUGAAAUUGUCUUAUGAGAUUUUAUACUGAGAUGUACGAGAAACGCAUUCAACUUUCGAGAAGAAUAUGUAAGCAUAUGAAAAUUUUAUCACGAACGGAAUGUAACAAGAGAAAAUGAUAGUCUGGCCUUGAAUGUGGGAUGCUUUAAGAUAUAUCAGGUAUACAUAUAUUGUUUCUAUACUAUUCUAAAUUUAUUUAUGAAUUGUUUCGUGAUUGAAUGUAUUAAAAGAAGUUUCUAUUUUAUUGCAGAUUUUAUAUAAGAUAUUUCAUAUUCGAGAAUAACUAAAAGAAAAAGGAAUACGAUUAAAAAAAAGAAAAAGUCGGACGUCUUUCACGUAGAACGUACGAAAAAGGAAUGAGAUAAAAAAGUUAUGUAUUUUAUUAUAUUACGAGAUAUAUACACAUUAGUGUCGAUCGAUACGCGAACAGUCUUUGCACCAAGUGCAUGGAUUCAGUUUUUUUUUUAACGAAUAAAUUUUUAAAUAUAAAUUUUAUACACGAUUGCUAUGGAAUCUUUAAGUAUGUAUAGGGGCCAAUUACACGCACAGGAUGUGAAAUUCGAUCUCUCUAAAAAAACGUCAAACAUUUUGGAAAAUCGGUUUCAUCUUAUAUAUUUUUUUGCCAGUGUCGCUCAUUUCAUAAUACAUAUUUACGAUUAACUCUCAGAAAGAAAGUGACGAACAAAUUAUUUAAUUUAAUUAUCAUGUGCAUGAAACGCCAAGAAGAAAGAAAUAAGAGAAAUUUCUUUUGUUAAUAAGUAAAGGAAUGCCGUAAACGUAA
Messenger RNA from Ceratina calcarata, 4575 nucleotides. It is a transcript of the gene Smox, whose product is annotated as Smad on X. Lineage: Eukaryota; Metazoa; Arthropoda; Insecta; Hymenoptera; Apidae. Gene Ontology annotation, molecular function: I-SMAD binding; DNA-binding transcription factor activity, RNA polymerase II-specific; RNA polymerase II cis-regulatory region sequence-specific DNA binding. The coding region runs from base 391 to 1845 and encodes 484 amino acids. The transcript is spliced from 6 exons. Gene Ontology annotation, biological process: SMAD protein signal transduction; cell differentiation; positive regulation of transcription by RNA polymerase II. Gene Ontology annotation, cellular component: heteromeric SMAD protein complex. The record is from RefSeq and is a predicted model, not a curated record.